Molecule: messenger RNA, 2487 nt
Organism: Paramisgurnus dabryanus
Lineage: Eukaryota; Metazoa; Chordata; Actinopteri; Cypriniformes; Cobitidae
Gene: plk1
Product: polo-like kinase 1 (Drosophila)
Biological process (GO): mitotic spindle organization; protein phosphorylation
Cellular component (GO): spindle pole; kinetochore; cytoplasm
Molecular function (GO): ATP binding; protein binding; protein serine/threonine kinase activity
Source: RefSeq, a predicted model, not a curated record
AAACGUAGCAACAAUUCAUACCACUCACAUCGUAGGAGCGAGCAAGCGUACUCCCUUUACGCCCGUAUAAUUUCCGUCUUAUCAGCGAAAUACGACCGAUGCGUUAUUCAGGAAAGAGAAUUUAAAGCUUUUAGAUAAGAUACCAAGUACAUUGUGUUUUUUUAUGUGUUAAGUGUUAUUAUUUGAAUGUAGUUUUCAUAGAUUCUCGGCGUAUUUAGAUGCGGAUGGUUGGUGAGUUGCGUGGACUUUCAGGAUAGGGCAACAGUGGUCGUUUAAACUUCUCCUCGUUUAUUGUAAAACUUUAGAGUGACUUUGUAGUUAACGUUAAAUUGUCUGUAAAUUUAGCAAAGAUGAGCGCUGGAAUCGCAAAGGCGGCGAAGCCAUCGACUCAUGUCGAUCCUAAAUCUGCUCCUCUUAAAGAGAUUCCCGAUAUCUUAGUGGAUCCCAGAACCAUGAAACGAUACAUGAGGGGUCGCUUUCUGGGAAAGGGAGGAUUUGCAAAAUGCUACGAAAUUACGGACAUGAACACAAAGGAGGUUUUCGCAGGGAAAGUGGUCCCGAAGUCGAUGCUACUGAAGCCGCACCAGAAAGAGAAGAUGAGCACAGAAAUCGCCAUUCACAAAAGUCUCGAUAACCCACACGUCGUGGGGUUUCACGGCUUUUUCGAGGACGACGAUUUCGUUUAUGUGGUGUUGGAGAUCUGUCGAAGACGGUCUCUCCUCGAGUUGCACAAGCGAAGAAAGGCCGUAACGGAGCCUGAGGCAAGAUACUUCAUGCGCCAGACUAUCCAGGGUUGUCAGUACUUGCACAACAACCGAGUCAUCCAUCGUGAUCUUAAACUGGGGAAUCUGUUUAUCAAUGACGAUAUGGAUGUAAAGAUUGGUGAUUUUGGUUUGGCUACAAAAAUCGAGUUUGAUGGGGAGCGAAAAAAGACCUUGUGUGGCACUCCAAACUACAUUGCACCGGAGGUGCUUUGUAAGAAGGGCCACAGCUUUGAGGUGGAUGUGUGGUCGCUGGGAUGCAUUCUAUACACACUUUUGGUUGGAAAGCCUCCAUUUGAGACGUCCUGUCUGAAAGAGACCUACAUCAGGAUUAAGAAAAAUGAAUACACUGUUCCUAGACACAUUAAUCCAGUCGCAGCUGCUCUGAUUCGUCGGAUGCUCCAUGCUGACCCCAACCUCAGACCUUCUGUUUCCGAGUUGUUGGCCGAUGAGUUUUUUACUUCCGGUUAUGCUCCCAUUCGUCUGCCCACAUCCUGUCUCACUGUACCUCCCAGAUUCUCCAUCGCCCCUUCCAGCCUGGACCCUGCUCUCCUCCGCAAACCCCUCUCAUCACUUAAUAAAGGAACUGACAGUCCAAUUGAGAAAAUGGGCAAGGUGGAGCAGCCACAACAAGACAUCCAGCAAAGGGAUGGACCUGAACAGCCGGAUAGCCAUCUGACCGAUAUGUUGCAACAGCUGACAACCCUUAACACCGCAAGGCCAUCUGAAAGAGACUUUGUUAGACAAGAGGAAGCUGAGGAUCCUGCUUGUAUUCCCAUCUUCUGGAUUAGCAAAUGGGUUGACUACUCUGACAAAUAUGGCCUUGGUUAUCAAUUGUGCGAUAACAGCGUUGGAGUUCUGUUCAACGAUUCCACACGAUUGAUCAUGUACGCAGAUGGCGACAGCCUGCAGUACAUAGACCGUAACACUGCAGAAUCCUACCUCAGCGUGCGCUCCUACCCCACGGCGCUCUCCAAAAAAAUAACCCUCCUCAAGUAUUUUAGGAAUUACAUGAGCGAGCAUUUGCUAAAGGCGGGGGCGAACAUCACACCCCGUGAUGGCGAUGAGCUCACCCGACUACCUUACCUCCGUCACUGGUUUCGUACAAAGAGCGCCAUCGUGCUUCACCUCAGCAACGGCACCGUGCAGAUCAACUUCUUCCAGGACCACACUAAGCUCAUUUUGUGCCCUCUGAUGGGAGCGGUGACCUACAUCAAUGAGAAACGAGAGUUCUGCACCUAUAAAAUGAGCCUGAUCGAAGAGUUCGGCUGCUGUAAAGAGCUGGCCAGUCGCAUACGUUACGCUCGCAACAUGGUAGAAAAGCUCAUGGCCUGCAAAAACACGCCUACACCUAUGGCCGCUACCUCAGCCCGCUGACGCAAUAACACGACUGAACGCAAAAACGUGAGGUCACAAUCAACUCCUCGCUUGACUUUGGGGGCUUUUAAAUGUUCCAGCAGCAAAACGUGUACAGUUUUGUGGGUUCUACACUAUAAAUCUUCCUUCAGAUCUGUUGUUUACCCCUUUGUGUUUCUGGGUUGGAACGUUUGUGACCUUGCAAGCUGUCUGUAUCAUGUGAAUGCUCUUUGUACAUGUUUUAAUAUUUUUAAAACUUGUCUGUUUACUUUUGACUGUUCUUUGUAUAAAAACUUUGGAAAUUAAUCUUUAAGUGUAUUGAGUAUAUUUGAAAUGCCUUAUUCCAGAUUAAUAAAGAUCUGUUUUUAGA